This is a messenger RNA of Xyrauchen texanus (razorback sucker), 3212 nucleotides long. RefSeq names its product G-protein coupled receptor 176-like. The record is from RefSeq and is a predicted model, not a curated record. Lineage: Eukaryota; Metazoa; Chordata; Actinopteri; Cypriniformes; Catostomidae. Bases 673 to 2322 code for a protein of 549 amino acids. Gene Ontology annotation, cellular component: plasma membrane. The transcript has 3 exons. Gene Ontology annotation, molecular function: G protein-coupled receptor activity. Gene Ontology annotation, biological process: G protein-coupled receptor signaling pathway.
AUGACACGUUCAUUUGAGUGAUAGGCUAUACCUUAACCAAAAUCUCGGUUUUUGUCAUUUGGACAAAUAAUUUGAGCGGUUCUGUUUAGAAACUUUCACGGAAAACGGUCUCAUACGGAUAUGUGAGUCAUUUCUCUGAGAUAUUCUGUAAGGCUUGUCAUGCAACGUCCAGGCGUUUGCGUACAUUUACAUAUUUUUGGGACGCUCGGGAAAUAUUUCCGUUAGCAAUAUUAUUCUACGUUCGUCUACAUACACGGUUUGUUUCACCAUACUGAAAAAGAAGUUGAAUGAUAUGCGCGCGACGGGCGCGUGAAUGUCGCUUACGUUAAUGUAGCCGUCUUAUCGCUUCAUUGGCGUUAAUGAUAUGUGCUGUGAAAACGAAAAUAUACAUAUCAAGAUAACACUGUGAUUUUUUUUUUUUUUAACAAAAUAUGAAACAUGCCAGCAUGCCAGAAAGGUUCUGGGGCAUAUUAUGCUAUGGUAAGAUCUUUGACCAACAUUUUCCUACGGCAUCCAAUGCAAACGUUUCACCCUUUCAAUAAUUUUGACUAACUGGUGAAAACUCAAGGAACUCGCGCGUUAAUCAUGAUGAAAAAGACAUCAUAACGUUCGGGCUUCAUUCUCCAAUAACGUUUACUGAGCCGAAGAAUUUUAGUGGUGCCUUAGAAAUGAAUGAUGAUGGAGGCAGACAACGCGGAGAGCUGGUUUUCUCUGUCUCAAAACGGAACCACACCGUUGAACGCCUCGAACCUGGAUUUCCUAAAUGCGUCGUCUCCAGUGAGUCUGUGGGGCGAUGCUCAGGAUAAAGAGGUGACACGACUGGAGGAGAUUCUCCACGCACAUGAGAGAGCAUACAGAGAUUUCACCACCACCAUUCAAGUUUUCAUCCUCAUUGGCUCCCUUUUGGGCAAUGCUGCAGUGCUAUGGUGCACCUGUUACACCAAUGUCUUUAAAACGGUCACAAAUCUUUUCAUCAAGAACCUGGCCUGUUCUGGCAUAUGUGCUGGGUUGGUGUGCGUGCCAUUUGACAUUGCUUUGAGUGCCAGCCCCCUGUGCUGCCUAUGGGUCCACACACUCCUGCUGUGUAAGGCCAUCAAGUUCCUACACAGGCUUUUCUGCUCUGUCACUGUGCUUAGCUUUGCUGUCAUCGCCAUGGACAGGUACUACUCUGUGUUGUAUCCACUGGAGAGAAAGAUAUCAGAUGCCAAAUCCAGAGACUUGGUCAUCUACAUCUGGGUGCAUGCAGUGGUGGCCAGUGUCCCUGUUUUCGCUGUUAGCAAUGGGACUGAUGUCUACGCCACCUCUUCUUGUUCUGAUGACCAAUCAAUCGGACAUCUGGUUUACAUGGUCACUUACAACGUCACCACACUUAUUUUACCACUAGCAGUGGUAUUUCUCACCAUGGCAUUAAUUCGCCGUGCACUAAGCUCCAGCCAAAAGAAGAAAGUAAUCAUUGCGGCCUUGCGCACCCCUCAGAACAGCACUUCUAUCCCAUAUGUGUCUCAACGUGAGGCUGAACUCCAUGCCACUUUGUUGUCCAUCGUCCUAGUUUUUUCACUCUGUAGCACCCCCUACACUGCUCUGGUGGUAUAUCACACAGUGACGGGGGCUACAAAAGCCUCAUCUUGGUUACAACUGACUGCUGUGUGGCUACCAAAGGUCUCUCUUCUCACCAAUCCACUGUUUCUUCUCACAGUAAACCGCUCAGUCCGGCGUUGCCUACUCGAUAUUCUAUCACGCCUGCAUCGUCGUUAUAGCCGAAGGAACAUGGUCAGCAUUGGAGGGCUGACUGAAGUUGGGGCAACGGGGGAUGAGACGGUGGCUCGCUCUGGAAGUCAGCUUCUGGAGAUGUUCAAUAUCGGCCAACAGCAGAUCUUCAAACCAAAUGAAGAUGAAGAAGAUGAGAAUGAAAUUUCCUUAGUGGGCUCUGCCAACAUCCAGCCCAAAGAUGAAGGACAGGGUGGAACUGGGAGGACAGGAGAGGUGGCAGGGGAGUUUCGUCAACAGCAGUCUGUGGAUGGGGUUAAAGAAGAUGGCCUAGAGUUACUAAAUCAUUCCCCUAUUCAGUCUUGUGCCUACUCCUCUUCACAGGUUGCUCCAGCUACACCCACAGACCCUGAGGAUGCCACUCAGUUCGGUUUUGGACCAUUUGAGCUGCCUCCUCAAUGGCUGCCUGAAACCAGGAACAGUAAGAAAAGACUACUGCCCCCUCUGGGUAACACACCAGAGGAGCUGAUUCAAACGAAGCAGCCAAGAGUGCGCCCUGAGAGACGUAUCAGUAGGAACAAUAAAGUUAGUACCUUCCCUAAUGUGGACCCAUAAAAUACAGUCAAGAGUACAUAUGUACCAAAUCAUAAAAUGCCAAGAAAAAACACCUUUUUUAGUCAGUUUUAUAUCUAAUUUAAUUUUAGACCAUUUACUUUUUAUUAUUUUUGGGUAUCCACUGUUUUCCUGACCAAUCACUGGGCUGCACCAUGAUAAUUCUUGCCACUGGACUGUUUUUUUGUUCCAGUCUCCAUAAGAAGCAAUGUAAAAACAACCGAAACUAGCAAUCCAGAUGGAGAACAACAACCAUUUUAAGAAGAUAGUUCGGGUAAAAACUUGUGCAGUUGUUGGCUGCAAAAACAACUUGAAGUAGUUAAUUCAACGUAACUAACCUUGGGCCAUCACAUCAUGUCAUCUCCCCACUCCUUAACUUUGAUGGAUGAAGCACUGUCAAAAGAAAAGACAGUCAUCCUGACUCUGUAAAGUAUCGGCACUUCAGAGCCACAUGCUUUUUUAUUUGGCAAAUUAUAAAAAAAUGUAAUACGCUAAACAUCACAUUAUCCACUAGAAACAAAUGCUGAAGCGAGUGUAAACACGGGAGACCCGAAAACGACAACAGGCUUCCGUUAUGAAUUUUUGAGCACUUCCACAUUUAAGAAAAAGGUGGAAAGAGAAGCAGUAGAUUUGACAUUUUCUCUUGUUUUUAUCUUUUUGGGCAAGUUCCUCUCCAUGUACUGAUAAACAACUGAACUGACAGAAUAGGACACUGAUCUUCCACAGGAAAUGCAAGAAACAACAACAAAGGCAUGGAUUGUAUAACAUUCAAUUUGUUGCAAUGGUGAAUAAAAUUAACCCCAAAUAAUUUCUAUGUAAAGAUGUCUAUGCUGUUUUGAAUUUGAACUUGAUCUGGUCUACGUGACAUGCCAUGAUCUAUCUUAAAUAAACUU